AUGCCAAGCUCCCUCAUCCCCAACGCGGCCUACAACAAAUUCAACGAAGUAGCAGACUACAUCACCGACUCCAUCAUUCCCCAAGAAGAAUACCUUACCUCCACGCUCCGCCACAAUGAACAAGCCGGGUUGGAUACCAUCGACGUAGCGCCAUGUGAUGGGAAAUUCCUGUAUUUGUUGGUGAAGAUGAAUAAGGUGAAGAGGAUUUUGGAGGUUGGGACGUUGGGAGGAUAUAGUGCUAUUUGGAUGGCGAAAGCACUUCCUGAGGACGGAAAGAUCAUCACUUGUGAACUUGAGUCGGAAAGCGCUGAGAUAGCAAGAGAAAACAUCAGGAAAGCCGGCUUUGAAAACAAAAUUGAAGUCAAAGUCGGCGCUGCGAAAGAUACAUUGACGAAAAUGAGCGAGGCAGGAAAGGUGGAACCAUUCGACAUGGUUUUCAUUGACGCUGAUAAAGAGAAUAAUUGGACUUACUACAAAUGGGCUCUCGAUCAUGCCAGCCACGUGGGAACUGUCUUGGUAGUCGAUAAUGUGGUUAGAAGAGGUCGAUUGGUAGAUGCUGAUUCAACAGAACCGUCGAUAAUCGGUACCAGGAAGUUAUUUGCGGAAUUGAAGAGAGAAAAGAGGGUCGAGUGUACGGCUCUUCAAACAGUUGGAGCCAAGGGCUGGGACGGGCUUAUGAUUUCGAUGGUGAUUGAAUAG
This is a messenger RNA of Glarea lozoyensis ATCC 20868, 699 nucleotides long. RefSeq names its product S-adenosyl-L-methionine-dependent methyltransferase. The coding region runs from base 1 to 699 and encodes 232 amino acids. The transcript is spliced from 2 exons. The record is from RefSeq and is a predicted model, not a curated record. Gene Ontology annotation, molecular function: O-methyltransferase activity; S-adenosylmethionine-dependent methyltransferase activity. Lineage: Eukaryota; Fungi; Ascomycota; Leotiomycetes; Helotiales; Helotiaceae.